Opisthocomus hoazin is the source of this 1008-nucleotide messenger RNA. It is a transcript of the gene AK4, whose product is annotated as adenylate kinase 4. Lineage: Eukaryota; Metazoa; Chordata; Aves; Opisthocomiformes; Opisthocomidae. Gene Ontology annotation, molecular function: AMP kinase activity; ATP binding. The record is from RefSeq and is a predicted model, not a curated record. Gene Ontology annotation, biological process: nucleobase-containing compound metabolic process. Gene Ontology annotation, cellular component: mitochondrion.
AUGGCAGAGAGCCAGGCAAGUUCAUGGAGCUACAUCGCUUGCGACACCCGAGGAGCGGGAUCACCAACAGCACGAGUACGAGGGCAGCGCCGCGACCACGCUGCACACCGCGCCGAGCCCGCCAGGCUUUCGCCAGCAGAGCUGUGGAAUUUUACAGCACCGCAAACUCAUUCAGCUGGACCCCGGCGGAGUUUGUCACAUGUGAUUCCAGAGCCGGCAUCGCAGACGCCCGUUCCCGUGCCUGCCGACGGCGUCGACGGGGCAGCGCCCAACGCCGGGCAGCCAGCUGUGCUCACAGGGGACCGCAGCUGGAGAGGGGCUUCAGGGCUUGAGGGGCUUCAGUCCAAGGUGUUGCGGGCGGUGGUGCUGGGUCCCCCCGGCUCCGGGAAGGGGACGGUUUGCGAGAGGAUCGCCCGCAGCUUCGGGCUCCAGCACCUCUCCAGCGGCCAAUUCCUGCGGGAGAGCCUCGGCGGGGGUGGCGAAGUUGGCGUCUUGGCAAAGCAGUACCUUGAGCGAGGCCUUCUGGUGCCGGACCACGUCAUCACGCGCGUGAUGAUGACGGAGCUGGAGAAGCGGCGAGAGCAGCACUGGCUGCUCGACGGUUUCCCUCGAACGCUGGGACAAGCCGAGGCGCUGGACAGGAUCUGCGAGCUGGACCUGGUGAUCAGCUUGAACAUACCCUUCGAGACGCUGAAGGAUCGCCUGAGCGCCCGCUGGGUCCACCCGGCCAGCGGCAGGGUGUACAACAUGGACUUCAACCCUCCCCAAGUCCAGGGCGUCGAUGACCUGACGGGCGAGCCGCUGGUCCAGCGCGAGGACGACAAGCCCGAGGCCGUCGCUGCCAGGCUCAGGAAAUACAAAGACGCUGCAAAGCCAGUAAUGGAGUUGUACAAGAGCCGGGGCAUCCUUCACUCCUUCUCGGGGACAGAGACCAACAAGAUCUGGCCCUACGUCUACACCCUGCUUUCCAGCAAGAUCCCGCCCGUUCUUGUGGAUGAGGAGAACUAA